This is a messenger RNA of Salvia splendens (bonfire salvia), 351 nucleotides long. RefSeq names its product auxin-induced protein 15A-like. The transcript has a single exon. Gene Ontology annotation, biological process: response to auxin. Bases 1 to 351 code for a protein of 116 amino acids. NCBI's taxonomy places the organism in Eukaryota, Viridiplantae, Streptophyta, Magnoliopsida, Lamiales, Lamiaceae. The record is from RefSeq and is a predicted model, not a curated record.
AUGGGGUUCAGAUUCCACACAGUGUUUCACCAUGCAAAACACAUAGUUCGCGCUCAUCAUCAUUCUUCCUCUUCUUCUUCCUCUUCCUCUUCCUCUUCUUCGUCAGCAUCAAAGCUGAAAAUUCAUGUGCCAAAGGGCCACAUUGCUGUUUAUGUGGGUGAGAAAGAUCUGCAGAAAAAUCGCUUUGUCGUCCCGAUUUCUUACUUGAAUCACCCUCUGUUUCAAGACCUGCUGAGGAGCUCAGAAGAAGAAUAUGGAUUUGUUCAUCCAAUGGGAGGCUUAACAAUUCCAUGCAGUGAAAGAGCAUUCAAGAAUGUGACUUCUUAUUUGAAUGAGUUGCAGAGGGACUAG